Molecule: messenger RNA, 2191 nt
Organism: Manihot esculenta (cassava)
Lineage: Eukaryota; Viridiplantae; Streptophyta; Magnoliopsida; Malpighiales; Euphorbiaceae
Product: purple acid phosphatase 15
Exons: 7
Coding region: 224-1873 (549 amino acids)
Molecular function (GO): acid phosphatase activity; metal ion binding
Source: RefSeq, a predicted model, not a curated record
GGUCGUUAGUGCAUACAAAAGGCAACAGCUUCAAACUGUUUAAAAUCCCAACGCAAAAGAAAGAAAAAUUGUCGAAUCUAAACACGAGUUCUGCGCUUCGCAAUCGAUCUCCCCUUCUCUUCUUCAAGCCUGAAUUCUCUCCCACUCUCUUCAUUCACUGCUGCUGCUUUUCCAUAACAAAGACACAAACCCUUGCUCUUUCCGUGUCCAUGGAGCGUCCUUGAUGAUGGCGUUUCAGGUUUGCUUUGUUUUUGCGGCUUUUCUGAUCAGAGCUUUGUUUUUGCUCACAAGUACUGCCAUUUCUGUCCAUGGAAAGAUUCCAUCCACUUUAGACGGUCCCUUUCAGCCCGUCACCGUUCCUUUUGACGUCAGCUUGCGUGGCAACGCCGCUGAUUUGCCUGCUGAUGAUCCCCGUGUUGUUCGCCGGGUCAAAGGAUUCGGACCUGAGCAGAUAUCGGUCUCUCUCUCUGCUUCUUAUGAUUCUGUUUGGAUCUCCUGGAUUACAGGGGAAUACCAAAUUGGUUACAUGAUAAAACCACUAGACCCUAAAAGUGUUGCCAGUGUUGUUCGUUAUGGGACUUUGAGAUUUCCAAUGAAUCAUGAAGCAAAAGGCUAUUCCCUUGUUUAUAACCAACUUUAUCCCUUUGAAGGUCUCCAAAACUACACUUCAGGAAUCAUCCACCACGUUCGUCUCACUGGGUUAAAACCUGACACAAUAUAUUAUUAUCGAUGCGGAGAUCCAUCUAUAGAAGCCUUGAGUGGUAUUUACUCUUUCAAGACUAUGCCAGUUUCUAGUGCAAGUAACUAUCCUAGUAGAAUAGCAGUCAUGGGAGAUCUUGGACUUACAUACAAUACAACUACCACAAUCAGUCAUGUGAUUCGUAACAAACCUGAACUUGUUCUGCUGGUGGGUGAUGUAACUUAUGCAAAUCUGUACCUCACAAAUGGAACUGGCUCAGACUGCUAUUCUUGCUCAUUUUCAGAAACACCAAUACAUGAGACCUAUCAGCCUCGUUGGGAUUAUUGGGGAAGGUUUAUGCAGACUCUAGUUUCUAAAGUUCCAAUAAUGGUGGUAGAAGGGAACCAUGAAAUUGAACCACAAGCUAGAAACCAAACAUUUGUUGCUUACAGUUCUCGAUUUGCAUUCCCAUCUGUAGAAAGUGGAUCUUCAUCUACAUUGUACUACUCUUUCGAUGCUGGUGGGAUACAUUUCAUUAUGCUGGGAGCAUACAUUGGUUAUAAUAAAUCAGAUGAUCAGUACAAGUGGCUGGAGAAAGACUUGGCUAAAGUUGACAGAUCUCAAACUCCAUGGCUGGUAGCUGCAUGGCAUCCACCUUGGUAUAGUUCUUAUGGAGCCCAUUACAGAGAGGCAGAGUGUAUGAGGGUGGCAAUGGAAGAACUGCUUUACUCAUAUGGUGUAGAUAUAGUCUUCAAUGGACAUGUUCAUGCAUAUGAGAGGUCAAAUCGAGUUUAUAACUACACAUUGGAUCCAUGCGGUCCUGUGUACAUUACUGUUGGAGAUGGGGGUAACCGAGAAAAGAUGGCUAUUGAACAUGUUGAUGAACCUGGCAAUUGUCCAGAGCCAUCAACUACUCCUGAUCCUUAUAUGGGUGGCUUUUGUGCCUUGAACUUUACAACAGGACCAGCAGCUGGUAAGUUCUGCUGGGAUCAACAACCUGAUUACAGUGCUUUCCGGGAAAGUAGCUUUGGACAUGGAAUCCUGGAGGUAAAGAAUGCGACAUGGGCUUUGUGGACAUGGCACAGAAAUCAAGACUCUGACAGUAAAAUUGGGGAUCAAAUUUAUGUAGUUAGACAGCCUGAUAAAUGCCCUGUCCGCCGCUCUCUAACCAAACGCAGGUAUGCUGACGCUUAAGUUGUAUGCAGGAGAUCGUAAUAGAUGAAAGCGCUAUGACCUCUUGGCCAUACAAAAGAAAAUAAUGACUUAUCACAGUGAAACGCAACAAGGCCAGGCAGCAUCUUGUCUUUUGAUGAAUCCUUCCCCGUAAAACACUAAAUACACUGGAAAAAAAUUACCAGCCAUUUUUGCAUUGUAAUUGGUAAAUACAGACCAUAGAGUGCUAUUUACAAAGUUUAUAUUUUGUAAUGGAUAGCUCUCUCCUUCUGUCUCUCAUAGUUUUAAUUGAAGAGCAGCAAAAGUUAUACUUGUAGAAUUGUGGUUAGAAUCUGAUAA